AUGAGCGCCCGGGAGCUGAGAUCGCCGCAGCGUGGAAGACCCUCUGUCAUCGCUUCCUACACCAGCAGGCUGAAUUCGCCUUUUCGGAGCGACAGCAUCGCCAGCGAGAGCCAGAGCGACACGGAGAUAACGGCGUUCCAGCCCCGCCCGUCGCCGCUGAGAAACCCGACUCAAAACUCCCAAAACGCUCCACAACCAAAUCCAGAACAACCGAAAAGGAGGUGGUUUCCGGCGCUGAAGGUCUUGGAAAUCACUCUGAGCGAGCCUCGAGACGUGCUUCAAAGCGAGAGAACGCUUCUAUCGUUUGUGCGUUUCUCCACAGCUCUCUACUUUGCUGCCACAGGUAUGGUGAUGGGAUUCCACCUCAGGACGUCUGGAAAGGAACACGGUCUGUUGCCGAAGCUCCACAACGGCGUGUUCAAUAAGACGAUGGCGGGGAUCCUCAUUUUGUUGGCUUUUGCCACGUUGAUCAUCAGCGGAAUCAACUACUUUAGGACUGUGCGUCGGUACUCACAGAAGAGGAUUCAUACGUAUGGGUUCAAUAACGCCACGAUGAUUGUUUGCGUGACGGCGGUGGUGUUGACGUUAAUAGGGAUCAACGUGGCGUUGAUCGUGGAGCGGCUUGUGGAUGCGUGA
Candidozyma pseudohaemuli is the source of this 636-nucleotide messenger RNA. RefSeq lists its product as uncharacterized. The record is from RefSeq and is a predicted model, not a curated record. The transcript has a single exon. The coding region runs from base 1 to 636 and encodes 211 amino acids. NCBI's taxonomy places the organism in Eukaryota, Fungi, Ascomycota, Pichiomycetes, Serinales, Metschnikowiaceae.